Molecule: messenger RNA, 1272 nt
Organism: Pichia kudriavzevii
Lineage: Eukaryota; Fungi; Ascomycota; Pichiomycetes; Pichiales; Pichiaceae
Exons: 1
Coding region: 1-1272 (423 amino acids)
Biological process (GO): protein quality control for misfolded or incompletely synthesized proteins
Cellular component (GO): i-AAA complex
Molecular function (GO): misfolded protein binding
Source: RefSeq, a predicted model, not a curated record
AUGAGGAGAUCUUGCAUUUUGUUUCGACAACCAGCAAAACUGGUGAACAAGUAUAUUCCUCCCAGUGAACGUGCUAUUAGGGAAUAUAAGAAGUACCAAGAAGAGAAGAACAGGAAGCAGAAAUAUGGCAAGUAUAUCCAAUAUGGAGUACUCUCAUUGGUUGGAAGUGCAGUCUUGAUGUAUUAUUGGCAGCCAUGGAAUCCUUAUUCGACCGAUGUUAGUAAGGAAUUAAGAAAGGGCUUAUGGGAAGAGAGAGAUGGAAAAGAUGACUAUCUAAAUGCUUUGAAGCACUACCAACUAGCUCUUAAGCAAUCGCAAGCAGAGGGGAUGGAUCAAUUGAGUUUAAAAUACACAGGCAUUGUUUUGAAGAUUGCAGAGAUGUAUGAGCAUUUGAAUAUGAUGGACAAAUUGAUUGGAACAUACCACAAUUUGAGUAAUUUUAUUUUUGAGCACCUGAUUCGGAAUAACAUUGACAAAGAGAAUCCCGAGAGGGAUCUUUUGAUUGACAGGGACUUGAUUGUGAUUACUAGAUGGUCAAUGUUAAGGCAGAAGUCAAAGGACAAAGACUGGAAAAAUGAAAUUCAGACGGAAAUCAGAGAUAGAAUGGAGUUCAUAGAAAACUACGAAUUAACGGAAAGAUUGCCAUGGCUCCAAAUAAAAGACAAGGAUUCUGAAUUUAACAUAUUUGAACUCAUGGAUAUAUGGGCUUUUAGGAAGAAUAAACUGUUCAACAAGGAAGAGCUGAAAAAACAAUGGAUUGAUAAGCAUGUUCAAAGCAAAGAUGGCCAAGAGUUUUUGAAAUGCUGGGACUUGUUCAGGAGUUACGAGAAGAAGGAGUGGCCUGUUUGGAUAUCAUCAUAUCUAAAACUUAGGGAUUACUUUGGAAUGUUUGAACUGAGUACGGGAAAUAGCCUGAAUGCAAUUAAAAUUCUCCAAAGCAAUAUAAUUUGGUUAACCAUUGCCGGUAUUGAAGAUGCAGUCAACGGACCUACACAGUUCCUUAACUUAGCAUCUGCGUGGUUUCAAUAUGGACAAUCAGCCAAUAGUCCUAAAGCAUACAAGAAUUCUGAACUAAUAUACAAGAAGCUUAUUUCUAUUGUUAACCAAGAAGACCCUAUUCUUCCUAUCACAUAUUAUUCUCUAGGGGUCUUGUAUUUACAAACCAACCGUAGGGAUGAUGCCCUCCGAGCAUUUGAUACAGCGAAAUCCAAAGCCGUUGAUUUGGACCAGAUCCAAAUAAUAGACAAAAUAGAUGAUGAGCUGCUCAAAUGA